Molecule: messenger RNA, 945 nt
Organism: Fusarium pseudograminearum CS3096
Lineage: Eukaryota; Fungi; Ascomycota; Sordariomycetes; Hypocreales; Nectriaceae
Exons: 9
Source: RefSeq, a predicted model, not a curated record
UCCAAGGAAGGGACCUCCAAGGAAGGGACCUCCAAGGAAGGGACCUCCAAGGAAGGGACCUCCAAGGAAGGGACCUCCAAGGAAGGGACCUCCAAGCCCAAGGAACCGUACAAUUGGAAGACGGUCUGGCUGAGCCGAAACAGGAGAAAGGCUGUGAUCAAACGACUCGCUCACAAAGACGCCAACAAGAGCUGUGUCGAGCAGUGGGAUCAGUACAAGCGAGAGCGAGCUGGCCGACAUCCCGGUCACCAUCGACCACAAGCCAUUAACGAACCGUGGGGCCCAAAGGCAUUGAAGUAUUACGAUGGGAUGACUCGUGCUCAAAGCACUAUGUUUUUCCAGCUCAGGACAGAGUAUAUUGGUCUCAACCAUCAUCUCAACAAGAUCAAGAUUCCUGACCCACAGGAUCCCAAGAAGGUGAUCUCUGCGGCAUGUUCUUGCGGGUAUGGAAGACAAACUGUUUCCCACUUGUUCCUCGACUGUCCUGACCUAUGCGUCGCCCGCGAGCACUUGCGAGACGAACUCCUUUUCCUGAACAUGGAAGAUAUGUUGACAACCGAUGGCAAAUUUGCCGCCGACUGGGCCAUUUCUUAUUUCAAGUUGAGUAAGAUCUCUCUACAGUUCAUGGCAGACUGGUUUCGCAUUGCUGACCAGACAGAAAGCUUUCGCUUCGGCUUUAAGCUUCCCACAGACUUGCAAUUCGAACCACGGUAUCGGCCGUGGUCAAAGGGCCCGCCAAUCGACAUUCACCGAACCCAGCAUGGCUUGAACUGCCUAGCCGUCCUCACAAGCAUCACAAGACUCAUCGCCCAGCGAGUGUGCUUACUGUUCAAGACCCUGCAACCGAACUGGGCUAGCGGCAUUGGCCUCGUGGCUGUGGUCGUUUGCGGCGCCGAGAUCCGCACGAUACGCUUCCUGUGCCACAAGAUGCUUGGCGAAGCUUAA